AUGAUAGAACUGCCGAGUAUCAGUAUUGGCGCAGACUUUCAAAGAAAGGCCUCCCUCUGGGAAUCUUCAGACCUUGCUCGCCGACGCGCAACAAUCAUUGUACAUACAUUGAUGUGCCGCAGCCUCGAUGCUGCUCAACGCCAGGCUUCUUCGAGUCCCCGCGCCAUGCAGCAUGGCCAUCCCUCUCCAGCACGGCCCCAGCCACUGUGUGGCUGUUGCGAGCAGAGCACCACGGAGGCACACUUCGAGACCAUCUCAAUGACAAGUUGGACAGGCUGGACCACCAGGUUCACGGGCGGGAUCGCGGACAAGUACAAGAUGGCUGCCGAGGAUAUGCUCAGCGAGCUGAACGACAAGGAGGCGAGAGCCAAGGCCAAGCUGCAAGACAUCAAGGUCGAGAGGCACGCCUUGGAGGAGAAGGCCUCCUGGUUCGACUACCUGUCCAAGCGUGUCACGGAGCUCGUGGAGGCAGUCGACUCGCUCGAGAACCGCAGGUCUCGGAUCGAGGCUUCCGACCAGUUAGACCUCGACCCCCGUGUUGAGAGCGCUGAAGAUCAGGUCAAGCACUGGAAGGGCCAGCGCGACGUGGCCGAGCGGGAGCCGCCGCCGCGCCUGCCCGACCCCCCCGGG
Messenger RNA from Prorocentrum cordatum, 630 nucleotides. Lineage: Eukaryota; Dinophyceae; Prorocentrales; Prorocentraceae. The record is from the annotation of a GenBank genome assembly.